AUGGGCGUCGAGGACGGCGUCAAGCCCCCGAGCGAUGGCGCGGCCGCCGCCAAGACGAGCCCCGUCAGGACCGCGCUCAUCGUCGCCCUGUACCUGGCGUUGAACUCGUCCCUCAACCUGCUGAACCGAUACACGCUGGGGCACGCGGGAUUCAGAUACCCAGUCUCCCUCACGUGCGCGCACCUCGUGUUCCAGAUAUGCUCGCUCGCGCCGGUGGUCUUCAGCGGCAAGCCGGCGGGGGAGACGCACGCGCAGACCGUGGGGCGGCUGUGGAAGGCGCUGGCGGCCAUCGGCGCGUUCAUGUCGCUCAACAUCGCGCUCAACAACGCGUCCCUGUUGCACCUCUCGUUGUCGUUCAACCAGGUCAUCCGCGCGUCCAUACCGGUGGUCUGCGCGGCGUGCGCCGUCGUGGUCGAAAACAAGGUCCCUUCCCCGGCGGAGGCCGCGGGUCUGCUCCUCGUCGCCGCCGGGGUCAUGGCGACGAUCGCGGGAAGCGCGGACAAGUCCAAGCAACGCCCCGACGAGACGAUCGGAGUCGUCUUCUGCGUCGUCGCGACGCUGUCAAACGCGCUGAUGAUGACGUUCAGCGGUCGCAUCAUGGGCCCCGAGCGGCUGAACGCCCUGUACCUCACCUUCUACACCUCUCCGGUGGUGUUGGCGCUGUUAGCGCCGGUCAGCGCGGGGAUGGAGUGGGAGCGGAUGGUGGCGAGGUUGGCGAUGCCCGCGCCGAACGAUGUCAUCGUCGCGGGCGUCGAGGUGGACGGGACGGAGCUGCUGGGAUCCGCCGGUGACGCGUCGGGCGGGGGCGGGUUGAUCGGCGACGGCGGGUUCGUCGGGGGCGGGGACCUCGUGAAGCUGGUGCUGCUGGGGUGCUGCAACGCGGUGGUGUAUAACUGGGUGCACAACAAGGUCAUCGCGGUGACGAGCGCGACGACGACGACGGUGCUGGGAAACGUCAAGGUGGCGAUGCUGUUCCUGUUCUCGCGGGUGUUGUUCGGGGAGACCAAGGACUGGUCGUGGCAGAUGCUCGGCGGGGCGGUGGUGGCGCUCGUGGGGUUCGCGCUGUACUCCGGGGCGAAGCUGAGGGCGAUGCGAAAAGCCAAGCUCGCGGCUGUCAGGUGAUGA
Messenger RNA from Micromonas commoda, 1125 nucleotides. Its product is annotated as Drug/Metabolite transporter superfamily. The record is from RefSeq and is a predicted model, not a curated record. NCBI's taxonomy places the organism in Eukaryota, Viridiplantae, Chlorophyta, Mamiellophyceae, Mamiellales, Mamiellaceae. Gene Ontology annotation, molecular function: antiporter activity. The transcript has a single exon. Gene Ontology annotation, cellular component: Golgi apparatus. The coding region runs from base 1 to 1122 and encodes 373 amino acids.